Symsagittifera roscoffensis is the source of this 778-nucleotide messenger RNA. RefSeq lists its product as uncharacterized. The transcript is spliced from 4 exons. The record is from RefSeq and is a predicted model, not a curated record. NCBI's taxonomy places the organism in Eukaryota, Metazoa, Xenacoelomorpha, Acoela, Convolutidae. The coding region runs from base 254 to 763 and encodes 169 amino acids. Gene Ontology annotation, molecular function: GTP binding; GTPase activity.
CUUUAAAAUACAUCCACGUUUACUAAUCAGCAACAGUAGAUUAUCUGGUUAAUAUUAAAGUCGCAUUUAAAAAAGUUCUAAGGAAUUUAUUUUUUCAGUCCCACCGUAAAAUAGGGAUAAUCAACUGCUACUAUCAAAGCAAUAAAAAAAUUACAAUUUCUGAAAUUUCGGAAAACUAAAAAAAAAUUACGCUUCGAUAAGUAACAGACCAUUUUACUCCAAACUUGGGCUAAAAAGUGUUGUUCGGAGUAUAAUGGGCGGAGGCAAAUUGGAUUACGACUACGUGUUCAAAGUUCUGCUGGUGGGUGACUCAAUGGUGGGCAAAUCCUCCCUCGUGCUGCGAUAUGCGAAAGACGAGUUCAAAUUAGACUUCAUCACCACUAUCGGAGUCGAUUUCCUUACCAAGUUCGAAGACUUUGACGGCACAAAAGUAGUGAUGCAAAUUUGGGACACAGCUGGUCAGUCUCGGUUCAGAAGUAUUACCAGCAGCUACUACAGGGGAGCACACGCAGUAGCAGUCGUGUUCGACCUCACAAGUCGCAAAAGCUUUUCCAGCGUUCCCUCCUGGAUCAAUGACGUCAGAGGAAUGGCCAAGACCGACAUCCCAGUGCUGCUCAUAGGCAACAAGAGUGACCUUGAGGUGAUGCGGGAGGUGACCACAGUCGAAGCACAGACGCUCGCAGACCACCAUAACUUCAAGGCUCUUUUUCAUUUUCUCCUCUUUUCCGCAAAAUUUGACCACAACUUGAUUUAUGCAGUUUAAAUGCAAAUUGACAUA